CGAUAGCCCAAACUCAUGACUUCCCGGGGUUCCCACUGAUAUCUUGGCGUGGCUUUAAUUUGAUCACAAUUAGUGUUGGUUAAUUAGGUCUCUCUGCAAGAUUCUAUUCUGAACUCUACAAUGGGAUUCGAAAUUCAAUCAUCAGCAUACUCGAACCUCCAGUCAAUCUUGGUAUCUGAGUUGCAAGAGAACAAAGAAGCAAUUUUAUGUUCCUACGCUUCAUGGCUUGAAAAGCAUCCCUCUGCACUGGACAAGUUUGAGGAAAUGAUGAGCAUCGCCAAAGACAAAGAGAUUGUUGUGUUUCUGGACUAUGAUGGAACUCUAUCUCCCAUUGUUGAUGACCCUGAUCGUGCUAAUAUGACUGAUGCUAUGCGCACAGCAGUAAAUGAAGUUGCUUGUUGCUUUCCUACUGCAAUUGUCAGUGGAAGGAGUCGGAAAAAGGUACGUGAAUUUGUGAGGUUAAGAAAUAUCUACUAUGCUGGAAGUCAUGGGAUGGAUAUAUCAACUCCAAAAGGCUCCUCAAAAGCUGAAGACCAGAAACAUCAGACUAGGGCUGUUGAUGAAAAGGGUAAUCAAGUAGUUCACUUUCAUCCUGCAGGAGAAUUCCUGCCAACCAUCAAGGAGAUAAUUCAGGUUCUGAAAGAAAAUGUUCUAACGGUAAAUGGGUCCAAGAUAGAAGAUAAUAUGUUCUGCAUCACCGUACACUACAGGCUUGUGAAAAAUGAAAAGGAAAUUGAAAUUCUCAGAAAGAUGGUGGAAUCUAUCAUGGAAGCUUACCCCAAUUUUCACAUAUCAGUAGGAAGAAAGGUUAUAGAGAUACGCCCAAAUAUAAGUUGGGAUAAAGGUUGUGCUGUGCAGUAUUUGCUUGGCACUCUUGGCUUUGACAGCUUUGACAAGGUCAUACCACUGUACAUAGGGGAUGAUACAACUGAUGAGGACGCCUUUAAGAUUGUUAGACACAUUGGACAAGGUUUUCCAAUCAUUGUUUCGUCAAAAGCAAAGGAGACCAAAGCUUCCUAUUCUCUGCGUGAUCCAGAUGAUGUUCUGUCUUUCUUAAUACGUCUUGCUAAGUGGGGGAAAAGCUUGAUAUAGAGCUAAUGAGACGAGCUUCAGAGGCAGUUAUGCAGACAAAAAUAGGCUAAUUUGCAUUUGUUUUCUGCAUACUGAGAAAACGAAAGCAAUAAAGGUUUAAAAGCAUGGUGGUACUAACUCGGAGGCAUGCUAUAGAAGAAACAAACAUGAAAGAUUGGUAAGUUUUAGGAUGGAGAGUUUUUCGUUUUUGGUUUAAGUUGUGUAAAGAGGGCAAGGACUAAGAAGUUGUCUUAGGGAUAAAACCAUUCUUUCCUAGAGAAGACUGGUGAGAACUUAAGAGAUCGAAUACUUAAAAUACUUCGUCCCAAUAUAAUGGACUAAGUAAUCUAUCCU
Prosopis cineraria is the source of this 1425-nucleotide messenger RNA. Its product is annotated as probable trehalose-phosphate phosphatase 3. The coding region runs from base 121 to 1092 and encodes 323 amino acids. NCBI's taxonomy places the organism in Eukaryota, Viridiplantae, Streptophyta, Magnoliopsida, Fabales, Fabaceae. The record is from RefSeq and is a predicted model, not a curated record. Gene Ontology annotation, molecular function: trehalose-phosphatase activity. Gene Ontology annotation, biological process: trehalose biosynthetic process. The transcript is spliced from 11 exons.